AUGCUCUCUACACUUAUGGAUAAGAUCGGGGCGCAUCCUAAAGCAAGUAGUCGCCCGGAGGCGACGCGUGCGUCUCCUACCAUAUCUACAGCCAGCCAUAUAACCGCCGACAAUGAUGCCGCCUCAGACCCUCAAUCGCUUUCCUCCUCUUCUACACCUCCCACUAGCAUCGGCGACGGUGCCAGCAUAUCUUCUACGAUCCUCAAGACAGAAGCAAUCUCGUCAGCUCCAGCAACUCCUGCCGCUGAGCCUCGAGCUCGAAGCCGUCGCGAGCGCACAAGCGUCACUACUUACAAUGUCAAGGUUCUGACCGGCACAGCAGUUCAUGCCCCGAAAAAGUAUUGCAAGAACCCCGAUGGCACACCAGUUGUAUACAAGAAGAAGGAGCGCCGCAAGACUAUAUCUAAUGACAUGCUCGUUGGCGCUUCUGGGCCAGCUAAUGCCUCUACGGAUUCACUCGACGAAAAUAACGAUAGGCUUAUCCAAGAUGGAAUAGACGCGCUUGAUUUGCAAUGGUCGGUCAAAAAGUUGUCUAGAUCCAAGAGUCAGAUAGGUCUUGCAGGCAAUGCAAAGAAGUCCGUCAAGCCAUCGCCAUUGCGACGUAGCAAGUCACUUUACACGAAAUCCGCAGUACAAAAAUUUACGAACAAACUUGGAGCAGGAAAGAAAAGCGCUUUGUCUUCACAAGAGGAUGUUGCAUCGGGAGCCACGAAAAUCAAGAGGGAGCUGAGGAAGUUGCAGGAUACCCCGGAAUUCGCGAAGAUUGAGACGGAACCUAUCAUCCACGAAGUUUGGAGUAAUGGAAAACUUGUGGUUGAAGAGCGGCCAAGGAAGAAGAAGAAGACCGAAGAACCACCACAAGUUGAAGAGCCGAAACCAGAACAGAAAAAAGUAAAUGUGAAGAAGGAAAAGAUAUGGCACUCAAAGGGGAUAUAUGCGGGACAAUCUGGCUACUUAGAUAUCUUUAAGAAUAUGCCCAAAGGAACUGCGCACAAGGAAGAUUACGGAGCGGCUGAGAUGAAAGCAACGCGUAGAUCUAUCCUGCCAUUGCCACAAGGUGCUGGUCAGCGUUUGUUGCAUCUGGGUAGAGACUUCAAGCUACCAUUCGAUGUGUGCUCCCCACUACCACCCGGACAGCCAAAACCUGAUGAGUGGCGCAAGACAUCAAGCAAUCGCUUUGCCGGUGACGCAGCAUUAUCUUGGAGAAAGGUCAAGAAGGACCUGCAAGAUAUCUCAAAAUGUGUCUGUGAUGUAGAAGACGGAUGCGAUGAGCGAUGCCAAAAUCGAACUAUGCUUUAUGAGUGUGACGACAACAAUUGCAAUGUGGGUAAAGCUGCUUGUGGAAAUCGUGCUUUUGACGAACUUCAAGAGCGCCGUAAGGCUGGUGGAAAAUACAGAGUUGGGGUUGAGGUCCUCAAGACUGCUGAUCGAGGCUAUGGAGUGCGCAGUAAUCGCUGUUUCGAAGCUAAUCAGAUCAUUGUUGAGUACACCGGUGAAAUCAUUACAGAGGAGGAAUGCGAUAGACGAAUGAACCACGAAUACAAAAACAAUGAGUGCUAUUAUCUCAUGUCAUUCGACCAAAACAUGAUCCUCGAUGGUACCAAAGGUAGCAUUGCUCGUUUUGUCAAUCAUUCAUGCAAGCCAAACUGCAGAAUGGUCAAAUGGGUUGUUGCUGGAAAACCCCGCAUGGCUUUGUUUGCUGGAGACAACCCCAUCAUGACCGGUGAUGAGCUGACCUAUGACUACAACUUUGAUCCCUUUUCCGCAAAGAAUGUCCAGACCUGUCGGUGUGGUAGCGAUAACUGCCGUGGAGUGCUUGGACCAAAACCCAAGGACCAAAAGCCUGUCAAGGAGGCCAUCAAAGAUGCUGUGAAGGCGACGAAGAAGUAUGGGAAGAGAAAGUUCAAGGAAGUUUUUGGAGUCGGUGACACUGACGACUCAGAUCUCGCUCCGAGUCCUAAAAAGAGAAAGAUCAAAGUCCCGACUGGUCUCAAAAGAUCACAGUCAUCAGCAAGCAUGAAAAUGGUUGCCAAAGAUGCUGUCAAGUCCGUCCGAAAAAGUGUUUCAUCGCAAUAUCUUAACGCUCGUAAAGUUGUUACCGUCAAACGUGAAACUGUUACAACAACGAAGACAAAGACAAAAGAGACGGUAAAAGUCAAUUCGAUGAAAACUUACGGUAGCCGACGCUCCAAAGUCCCUUCUCGACGCUCUAGCAUGAAGACAAUGACAACCCCUGGAACCCCUGAAAAGAUGUCAUCCGUUGGAAAGAGAAUCAUCAAACCAACGUCCGCACGAAAGGAGUAUCUAGCUGAUACAAUCGCCUCAAUUGGAAGAAGUGGCUCAAGCGACACCUACAAGAGUCCUUACGGUCCCGUAUCUGCUCAGGGAACUCCCACUAAGAAAGGCACAAUUAGAGUGGUCCAUCCUUCAUCACUCACUGGAGAUAGUGACGAGGAGAUGUGA
Messenger RNA from Glarea lozoyensis ATCC 20868, 2463 nucleotides. RefSeq names its product SET. Bases 1 to 2463 code for a protein of 820 amino acids. Gene Ontology annotation, biological process: regulation of DNA-templated transcription. NCBI's taxonomy places the organism in Eukaryota, Fungi, Ascomycota, Leotiomycetes, Helotiales, Helotiaceae. The transcript has 3 exons. Gene Ontology annotation, cellular component: chromatin; nucleus. The record is from RefSeq and is a predicted model, not a curated record. Gene Ontology annotation, molecular function: histone H3K36 methyltransferase activity; protein binding.